Molecule: messenger RNA, 1083 nt
Organism: Aspergillus luchuensis
Lineage: Eukaryota; Fungi; Ascomycota; Eurotiomycetes; Eurotiales; Aspergillaceae
Gene: BET4
Product: Rab geranylgeranyltransferase BET4
Exons: 4
Coding region: 1-1083 (360 amino acids)
Biological process (GO): protein geranylgeranylation
Cellular component (GO): cytoplasm; Rab-protein geranylgeranyltransferase complex
Molecular function (GO): Rab geranylgeranyltransferase activity
Source: RefSeq, a predicted model, not a curated record
AUGGCAGCCCAUGGUAUUCCCCGCUACUCGCUCCAAGGCGAGCAGACCGAAGAAGGUCGGCAGAAAGAGCUUCAGAAAAUCGAGAAAUACCGCCAACUUGAUCAGUCGGUCCGCGACAAGAUUGCGGAACAACAAUAUACGCCAGAGACUCUAGAGAAAAUAGCCGAACUACUGACCAGCAACCCGGAGUACUAUACCGUUUGGAACUAUCGGCGCCAGGUGUUGCGCAAUGAAUUUUCACGAGCAGCCUCAGCCGACUCAAACGAAGCAACUGCUGAGCAGAUUGCGACACUAAUCAAGAAUGACCUACUAUUCACGGUCCCCCUCCUACGUAGCUUUCCCAAAUGCUACUGGAUAUGGAACUACCGUACUUGGCUGUUGGAUGAAGCCAAGCGUCUACUUCCAGUACCUGCUGCGCAAAAAUUCUGGCAGGAGGAACUGGGGCUGGUAGGGAAGAUGCUUACCCUCGACAGCAGAAACUUCCACGGUUGGGGUUACAGACGCUUUGUCGUAGAGACGCUGCGAGAGCUCAAAUCGGAGGAGCAGGAAGGGCAACAGAUGACGCAGACAGAGUACGAAUAUGCAAAGAAGAUGAUUGGGGCUAACCUCUCGAACUUCUCGGCCUGGCAUUAUCGUACGAAACUCAUCCAGCGCAUGUUGAAUGAGAAAUCCGCUAGCGACGCGGAGCGAAAAGCGAUGCUUGACAAUGAAUUGGACUUGAUCCAUCGUGCCUUGUGUGACCCGUAUGACCAGUCAUUAUGGUUCUAUCAUCAGAACCUAAUGAGCGUCUUUGAUCCAUCUGUGGCGGAUCAGACGCUGGCACCGCACUUGAGUGAUGCCGAACGCCUAGACUAUCUCCGACAGGAAAUCGACGAGAUUCAAGAUAUGUUGGAUGGGGCUGAGGAUUGCAAGUAUAUUUACCAAGCAUUGAUUGAUUGUACGAUGUUGAUGUGGAAGGUGGAGGGAAGUGCGCCCAGUGGAGAGAGGAAAAAGAAGGUGCAGGAUUGGCUGUCGGAAUUGAAGGAGCUGGACCCGCUGCGACUCCAACGGUGGCUGGAUUUUGAACACUCCCUCAGCCGCUGA